AUGGAAGAAGCUCGUCAAGGGAAGAAAAUGCAACCUCUUUUGCUUACAGGUAAUGAUGAAGAAGCUGUUGUGGAUAUGGGCAAAAUCAGCUCUACUAUCAAUACAAAUUUUGAGAAAGAAGAACUAGAGAGCCACAGAGCUGUGUAUAUUGGAGUUCAYGUCCCACUUGGAAAGCCAGGCCGUCGACGGCAUAGACAUCGUGGGCACAGGCACCAUAGAAGAAAAAAAGAAAAAGAAAAUGAUCGAGAGGAUGGCCGAGAAUCUCCAUCAUAUGACACACCAUCCCAACGAGUGCAGUUUAUCUUGGGUACUGAAGAUGAUGAUGAACACAUUCCUCAUGAUCUCUUCACUGAAAUGGAUGAACUUUGCUUCAGGGAUGGAGAAGAAUAUGAAUGGAGAGAAACUGCUAGGUGGCUGAAGUUUGAAGAGGAUGUUGAAGAYGGUGGUGAUCGAUGGAGCAAGCCUUAUGUAGCAACUCUGUCUCUGCACAGUCUCUUYGAACUGCGGAGCUGCAUUCUUAAUGGGACGGUCAUGUUGGACAUGAGAGCAAACACACUUGAUGAGAUAGCAGAUAUGGUUUUGGACAGCAUGAUUGCCUCUGGCCAGCUGGAUGAAUCCAUACGAGAGAAUGUGAGAGAGGCUCUUCUGAAGAGGCACCAUCAUCAGAAUGAGAAAAAAUUCAGCAGUCGGAUUCCUCUGGUUCGGUCUUUCGCAGAUAUAGGCAAGAAACAUUCUGACCCUCACUUGCUUGAACGAAAUGGGGAAGGCCUUUCAGCCUCCCGCCACUCUUUGCGAACAGGUCUCUCUGCCUCAAAUCUUUCCCUGAGAGGAGACAACCGUUUGUCAGUUCUUCUCAGUUACCUYCUUCCUUCUUCGAGAGCUGGGACCCCGGCAGCCUCAAGGUGUACAACCCCCGUAACUACCCCUCAAAACACACCACCCUCCAGCCCUACCUGCAGUGUCCCGCCAAGCUCAUGGGUCCAGCCAAGUCCACUUCAGGGCAAGGAAUUGCUGGUGUCAUCUGCCAGUGAUGAUAUUCCUUCAGUAGUAAUCCACCCACCUGAGGAGGACUUAGAAGUGCAGGAAAGCCAGGAAAAGAAGACAGAGGAAAAUAUUGGCAAAACACCAGGGCUUUUGGCAUCUCCACAGUCAGCACCUGGAARUUUAGACACUGGGAAAAGUGGAGAUGUUAAAGGUACUGGGACAGGAGGAAGCAGAGAAAACAGCACUGUUGAUUUUAGUAAGGUUGAUAUGAACUUCAUGAGGAAAAUUCCUUCAGGAGCAGAAGCAUCAAAUGUGUUAGUGGGAGAAGUAGAUUUUUUAGAAAGACCUAUUAUUGCUUUUGUGAGGCUCUCCCCUGCUGUGCUUCUCUCGGGUCUCACAGAGGUUCCGGUUCCUACACGGUUUUUGUUUUUGUUGCUGGGACCAGCAGGAAAAGCUCCWCAGUACCAUGAAAUUGGACGAUCAAUAGCAACACUUAUGACAGAUGAUGUGUUCCAUGAUGUUGCCUAUAAAGCAAAAGACCGAAAUGAUUUGUUGUCAGGAAUUGAUGAGUUUUUAGACCAAGUGACAGUCCUGCCUCCAGGGGAGUGGGAUCCAUCUAUACGAAUUGAGCCACCAAAAAGCGUUCCUUCCCAGGAGAAAAGGAAGGCACCUAAAUUUCCAAAUGGAUCUACUCCUACAGGAGAGGGUCUUAAAGAAGAAGGCCAUCAUGCUGGACCUGAACUUCAGAGAACUGGAAGGCUUUUUGGUGGUUUGAUACUUGACAUCAAAAGGAAAGCACCUUUUUUCUUGAGUGACUUCAAGGAUGCAUUAAGCCUGCAGUGCCUGGCCUCGAUUCUUUUCCUAUACUGUGCCUGUAUGUCUCCUGUAAUCACUUUUGGAGGGCUCCUGGGAGAAGCUACACAAGGCAGAAUAAGUGCAAUAGAGUCUCUCUUUGGAGCCUCAUUAACUGGGAUUGCCUAUUCUCUCUUUGCUGGGCAACCUCUUACUAUCUUGGGAAGCACCGGACCAGUUCUAGUGUUUGAGAAAAUACUAUUUAAAUUUUGCAGGGAUUACGGUCUUUCCUACCUCUCUCUGCGAACUAGCAUUGGUCUGUGGACUUCAUUUCUAUGCAUUGUGCUUGUAGCCACAGAUGCCAGCAGCCUCGUGUGCUACAUCACUCGAUUUACUGAGGAAGCUUUUGCAGCGCUUAUAUGCAUCAUAUUUAUUUAUGAGGCAUUGGAAAAGCUUUUUCAUUUGGGAGAAGUGUAUGCCUUCAAUAUGCACAAUGAUUUGGAUAAACUGACUUCAUAUUCAUGUGUGUGUUCUGAGCCUGAGAAACCAAGCAACGAAACAUUGCGGUUGUGGAGGGCUCUAAAUAAGUCUAGGGAAGAUAUAGCAUGGAAUAACCUUACAGUUUCUGAAUGUAUAGAACAUCAUGGUGUGUUUCAUGGAUCAGCUUGUGGUCAUCAUGGACCGUAUGUUCCAGAUGUUCUCUUCUGGUCAGUCAUACUAUUCUUUGCAACGUUUUUCCUCUCUUCUUUCCUUAAGAAAUUCAAGACCAAACGCUAUUUCCCAACAAAGGUGCGUUCUACCAUCAGUGACUUUGCAGUAUUUCUGACCAUAGUAAUCAUGGUUACGAUUGACUAUCUUGUAGGAGUACCUUCUCCUAAGCUUCUUGUUCCAGAGAAAUUUGAACCCACCCGAAAAGACCGAGGAUGGUUCAUAGAUCCUCUUGGAAGCAAUCCUUGGUGGACACUCUUGAUUGCUCUUCUUCCUGCUUUACUCUGUACCAUUCUCAUUUUCAUGGAUCAACAAAUAACAGCUGUUAUUAUAAACAGGAAAGAGCAUAAACUGAAGAAAGGCUGUGGUUAUCAUCUUGAUCUGCUCAUGGUUGGUAUUAUGUUGGGAAUAUGUUCUCUCAUGGGCUUACCAUGGUUUGUUGCUGCAACUGUCCUGUCUAUAAGUCAUGUUAACAGCCUGAAAGUUGAAUCAGAAUGCUCAGCACCAGGAGAACAACCAAAGUUUUUGGGAAUCCGGGAGCAGCGAGUGACAGGAUUGAUGAUUUUUGUGCUGAUGGGCAUGUCMGUGUCCAUGACUUCUGUGUUAAAGUUUAUUCCAAUGCCAGUUUUGUAUGGUGUCUUUCUUUACAUGGGAGUAUCUUCAUUAAAAGGCAUUCAGUUUUUUGACCGUAUAAAACUGUUUGGAAUGCCUGCCAAACAUCAACCUGACCUGAUUUAUCUACGUUAUGUGCCGCUCUGGAAGGUCCAUAUCUUUACAGUUGUUCAGCUUACUUGUCUAGUUUUGUUGUGGGUGAUUAAAGCCUCUGCAGCUGCUGUUGUUUUCCCUAUGAUGGUUCUAGCAUUAGUUUUCAUUCGCAAGCUCUUGGAUUUAUGUUUCACCAAAAGAGAGCUUAGCUGGCUUGAUGAUCUUAUGCCAGAAAGUAAAAAGAAGAAAGAAGAUGACAAAAAGUUAAAAGAGAAAGAAGAAGCAGAGAGAAUGUUUUCAGACAAUGAUAGCGUACACCUUGCAUAUGGAGAAGCAAAUUUGGAUUUUCCUGUAAAAACCCUGAAAUACAGCAUUGAUCCCUCAGUUGUAAACAUAUCAGACGAAAUGGCCAAAACUGCACAGUGGAAGGCUCUUGCCAUGAAUACUGAGAAUGCCAAAGUAACCAGAGCUAACCUGAGCCCUGAAAAACCAGAAAGUGUGAAAAUAGAAGUGGAAAACACACAUGUUGUGAGAUAYGUGGAUGCUGAAACAUCUUUAUAGAACGGAACCAAUGGGAAUUGCUGUAUUUGUGUGUGUAUAUAUAUCACUGUAGGAUAGUGUACCAUGGAAGUGUGAUUUCCAGUUUAAGAAGCAACAUAUAUUUAAAUUCUGCCGUUGUUUAGGGCACUGUAGAUAUGCUUGCAUAAUGURAAGAUUUUCCCAGCAAAUAAGAUGAGUGGUAAUCACACUUCAGCUAUUUAUUUUAUUGGUAAUUUUAUUUUCAUUUUUAAAUAGGARGACUGUAAUGAACGCUUAUUAUUUUCAAUUAUCAAUAUGUGCAUAAAAGUURCAUCAGCUUUUGCUGAUAAUUACUGGUCCACAUUGCUUAAAAUUUUGCAAUACCUCUGUUUAUAUGCGCUACAGAAGUUUUGUUUUCCAUGCAGGCAAUUAGUGCUUGUUUUUGCAGGGUAUACUUUUUCUGUGGUUUCAUAGAACAAAUAUUAAUGUGCUGUUGACAAGAACUACUGUGUUUUAUGUCUCCACUCCAUGCUAGUGUUUUCUAGGUUCUGUCUCUCCUAUUCUACAGAAGUGUCCAAGAGCCCUAAGUCAGGUGGUUAGUUAAGCCUUAAAAUGUAUCUAAAUACCCUGGUGUGCUGCUUUCUUUCUUUUUUUGAAUUCUCUUGGGUUUUCAUUAUUGUCCAGUAGUAGUAUGAGUGUAGCAAUGGUAGUUACAGUCCCAAGUCAGUAUUUACCAUUCUGGWCACUCCGUGUUUACACAGUAUACAUUGGAUUUACAAGCAGCAAUUGGUCUAUAGGAAGUUAUAAAUACCACAUCAGUACUCUUGAAUGAUUUUCUUCCUCUUUUUGCUUACAUUUUUUUCCAUCAACUUUCAGAGGCAGAUUUACUCAGCUCUAAGAUUUUAAAGUAUUUCAUAUCUUCAAAUAUAUUUCUYGGUUAAUAAAUUUUUUAAUUUACUGUGUAGUUGAUUACAUUAGCUGUAGUUCCAUUCUGGAAUAGGCUUAUGAUCAGUAUUAUUUGAUGGAUUACUAAUUGCUUGUGGUAUUUGUAUGUACAGUUCUGAUCCUCUCUGUUGUAAAGGGCAUAUAUAAUAGCACACCAACUUAUUUUUAAACACUUUAUUUAUUAUAAUUAGUAUAAAUUUUUAUCAUGUAAGAUGAAUUGAAAAAAUAAAUAUUCAUUUAUUAAAGUAAAUGGGAUGUUUUGGGGACUCCACUGAUAAAGAUGCAGUCAGUGCAUUUAUUGUACUUACAUUUGCAAGUUCUARUGUUUAGCAUUAUAAUAUUUGAAAUAAUGAGAAUUUUAUAUAUAAAUGAAAUCUUGAUCACUUACCUGCGCAGUUUCCAUUCUUAAUAUUUUUUUUUGCCUUAUGCCUUAGUUUCUAUUUGUUUAAAUUUCCAUUAUUAUCUCUUUACMUUCUGAAUUGCCACUAGCCCUUUCUGAAUGCAUUACAAUGGCUUUAAUUAGAAUCUGUUCUCAUUUAGUAUUAGAAGAUGCUGUUUGCUUAAUUCUGCUUUUGGCAAAGUUGGGAAUUUUACCAUGGACCAAGUGAUAAAAUUCUCAACAAUUACAAAAGGAGCUGAUUCUGGAGGAGGGCAGACUAUCUGAAAAUACCACUUGAAGUGGAAUUUUGGUGCUCUUCAGCCAMGUGUCACCUGUAGAGAAGGUAAUUGUAUAUUACAAAAAUAAAGCAAUCAGUGGGAGUAAAUAGAAACAUUUAAUAAUAGUAUUUACAUAACGUGGACUGUUCCCUUUAAAUGUAAUGCAAUUAUUCAGCUUUUUUUCCUUUCCUUUUUUUCUGAGAAGACAGUUUAAAGAAAGGAAAUCGUAGUGUACAGCAAUAUGAAUAAUGGUAUCCAAACUGUCAUAAAAAAGGCUCAGGUCAGUGGCAAAGCAAGUGAUGUCUGCAUUAGCAGUUCGACCAAUACUGUGUAAUGACCUGCAUUUUUAGAUAAUAGUGUAGCUUGUGCCUUAGUUUGACUUUGUACUCUUUCAGAAUAUARCCCAUGUUUUCCAUCUGAUUAAAUUGGCAUACAGUAAAACUACAGUAGACAGUUUCUCAAAACUUUCUAUGUUAUUUAAAAAAUAGACCCAAAAAGCCAUUUUAAUGUCAAUAGUUGGCUGCUAAGUACGUCUUGCCCUGAAUCAAGGAGGGAAGAGAUAUUUCAAGCAUUUUAUGUAGCAUCAUCCACAACACAGUAAUUUUGUCCUCACAGUGCUAUUAUACGCUUUGUGUUCACAGUCCUGCAACAAUUUCCAAAGACCCMAAAAAAUUGCUAGAAGCCUCAUGGGUUUCUAACUCUUUAAUGCUGGAAAUCAGGGUUCCAUGGUGCUGCGCUCCUUGGCUUCUACUUCAGAAGGGUUAAGUUUUGGUCAAUAUUACAAGAAGUGGGUAUAUUUUGAAUACAGUUGAAAGGAAACAAAACCAAAGCCCCACAAGUCUAAUCACAGUAUUUAUUUAGUUGUGUAGAUAUUUUAAUCAGUGCCAGAAAUACCAUGAUUUGGCAAACCAGUUUACAGUGACCUUUAGUUCCAGUGUUCUUGGGCRAUAGUUACACUUGCUCAUUCUUCCCAUAUGAACAGAAGAUCUGGUAUAUACGAGUGCAUAAAUCCAUUGCUGUUGUAUGGUUAAGUGGUUCACUGCUAAUUUUACACCUUCUCGCUUUAGAAUCACAUGUAGCAUUAAAAUAAAAUGACUAAGGAUGUAGUUUAUUGUAUGUAGAUGCAUGUUUUGCCUUAAUGGAUGCAAAAGAGCAGUGAUAAUUGCUGUGCACUGAUGUUUUUUUUCUUCAUAGGGCUUAAGCCCUGUAAAAACUACGCCAAUGGAUUUCCAUUCCAACAGUUAGAGGAAAAUAAACAACCCUGCACUUUUUAUAGAUGCCUUGGUUUCCUGGAAUGGAGCUUAAUGCUACUGUGUACAUGGCUGCAGAGCCACCUCAGGAAGUCCCUCUUUUUUUUUUUCUUUUUUUUUUCUUAUUUUUCCUUUCUUUUUCUAAGUUAUUUAUAAAUAUGAAUGUUUACAUUAAAUAUAGGUCUUAAUUUUGACCACUCCAUUUAAAUGAUCAUCUAAAAUGUAUCACUUAAAAUGCAGUUUUGUGUUUAAAUUAUAUUCUGGAAAAUUCAACUCUUUCUAUUUUCAUAUAUAUUACA
Molecule: messenger RNA, 6859 nt
Organism: Malurus melanocephalus (red-backed fairy wren)
Lineage: Eukaryota; Metazoa; Chordata; Aves; Passeriformes; Maluridae
Gene: SLC4A7
Product: solute carrier family 4 member 7
Exons: 27
Coding region: 1-3750 (1249 amino acids)
Biological process (GO): monoatomic anion transport; bicarbonate transport; regulation of intracellular pH
Cellular component (GO): plasma membrane; apical plasma membrane; basolateral plasma membrane
Molecular function (GO): sodium:bicarbonate symporter activity; monoatomic anion transmembrane transporter activity; solute:inorganic anion antiporter activity
Source: RefSeq, a predicted model, not a curated record